UUUAAGAGGUGUUGAUUAAUCACAGAGUUAUCAUUAUUAUCAAAUUAUACUGUCAAUAAAUGAAAAUAAAUCAUUAGGGGGAUUGCUUCGUUUUAUUUUAGAAAAAGUGAAAAUUUGAACUCUGAUUAAUUAAGAAUGAUUCGUUUUAUUCUUAUUCAAAACCGAGCUGGAAAAACACGUUUAGCCAAAUGGUACAUGAACUUUGACGAUGACGAAAAACAAAAAUUGAUUGAAGAAGUUCAUGCAGUUGUAACAGUUCGAGAUGCAAAACAUACAAAUUUUGUUGAAUUUCGUAACUUUAAGAUUGUUUAUCGAAGAUAUGCAGGCUUAUAUUUCUGUAUCUGUGUUGACGUUAAUGAUAAUAACUUGUGUUACUUGGAGGCAAUACAUAAUUUUGUAGAAGUGCUCAAUGAAUAUUUUCAUAAUGUAUGCGAACUUGACUUGGUGUUUAAUUUUUACAAGGUGUAUACUGUUGUUGAUGAAAUGUUUUUGGCUGGCGAAAUACGUGAAACAUCCCAAACUAAAGUACUCAAACAAUUGCUUACAUUAAAUUCGCUGGAAUAAAAAUUAAUAUGUGAAAAUUUACUUUAUUUCAAUUUGAAUUAGAUUUAUACUUAUAUACUUUGUAAAUUUGAUACUGUUCAUUCCUAGCUUCGUUUGUUUUAAGUUUGUGUUUACAUAUUCAUUUUGAGAUUU
Molecule: messenger RNA, 696 nt
Organism: Condylostylus longicornis
Lineage: Eukaryota; Metazoa; Arthropoda; Insecta; Diptera; Dolichopodidae
Gene: AP-2sigma
Product: AP-2 complex subunit sigma
Exons: 3
Coding region: 136-564 (142 amino acids)
Biological process (GO): intracellular protein transport; clathrin-dependent endocytosis
Cellular component (GO): intracellular membrane-bounded organelle; AP-2 adaptor complex; membrane coat
Molecular function (GO): clathrin-cargo adaptor activity
Source: RefSeq, a predicted model, not a curated record